Molecule: messenger RNA, 1145 nt
Organism: Phytophthora sojae
Lineage: Eukaryota; Oomycota; Peronosporomycetes; Peronosporales; Peronosporaceae
Exons: 3
Coding region: 21-1145 (374 amino acids)
Cellular component (GO): plasma membrane
Source: RefSeq, a predicted model, not a curated record
CAAGUUCUGUGGGUUGAAGAAUGCAGCGAGAUGAUGAUGAGUCGCGCCUCGAGUGGCAGCGGCGGCACAGGCAGGCGCUGCGGGACACGGCCGAGUCGCUGCAGAUGGGGAGGAGCACGGCGCACACGCUCAGCAUGCAGGCGGAGCAGCUCGGGCGCAGCGAGCGCGUGCUGGACGAGACGCAGGCGACCGUGGACAUGUCCAAGCGCGUGCUCCGCGGCAUGACGUGGUCCGGCUGGCUCUACAACAAAUUCUCGGCGGCGCCGCAACUUUCGCCCAAUAAGGACGCGGCAGAGAUUGCUAUGGGAUUUAUUUGUCCCGAGUGCAAGGUGAUGUUCCAGUCGCCAGAGCAACUAGGGACGCAUUAUUCAAGUGUCCAUGAGAGGAGACCAGAAGGUGGAGAUAGGUCCCGAAGUUUUGAGAAGAAUUGGCAAAGUGGAGGGCCGAGUCGACCACAACAAAGGCAACAACAGACUGCUGUUGCAAAGUGUUCCUCUGUAGAGGAAGUACAUGAUAAAUUCCUGAGGGAUCUGGAGCCGCAACUGGCGGAGCUGAAGGAGCAGUCGCUCGCCCUUGGCAGUGCGCUGGACUCGCAGAAUGAGCAACUGGAUCGGCUGGACUCGAAGAUUGGUCGGGUGCACCACGACAUGAAAAAGGUGGGCAUUCAGGCCAACACGAUCGCAGGAAGGAAGAUCCCUGUGGUGCAUCGCUUCCGCUGCGCAUUCCAGGAGGUGCAGACGGGGAAAUUCUUGCGGGACGUGGACGGGGAAGCGCUGCUGAGUGCUGAUGUGGUGGUGGAAGGCUGUACAUUCCGAGCUUACACACUGGGCGACGACAGUGAUGUGUGGGGCUUCCAAAGCGAGACGUCGAGUCACUUUUUGGGCAUCAACCGGUAUGGGAAUCUGAAGGUGCGGGGCGCGGACUUCAACUCGUACGAGCAGUUCCUGGUCGAGGCCAAGCCAAGCACCCCUCUGUUUUGUUUGGCAAGCUACUUUGGUCUCGGAGGUUGGGUCGCAGUGAAAGGGCCCACGGACAGUAGCAACCUCACAGUCAUCCGCGGGACACCCGAAAACAAGCCCCAAGCCGCCCACUUCAAGAUUGUAAACUUGGAGGAUGGAAUCCAAAAUGAGCUAAAGGGAAAUUGA